UUGAUCAUGUGGCCAAACAGCUUCACCAACUUCCGGUUCCAGCCAGCUUCACCGGGCGGGUCGGAACCAUGAGGCUGGUGAUUCUGGACGGCUACGACGCGGCCAGUGAGUGGGCCGCAAAAUACAUCCGGAACCGGAUCGUCCAGUUCCAGCCGUCCGCGGACAGAUUCUUCACCCUGGGGUUACCGACAGGCAGCACGCCGUCCCGCUGUUACCAGAAGCUGAUCGAGUUCUACAGAAGCGGAGACCUGUCCUUUAAAUAUGUGAAGACCUUCAACAUGGAUGAAUAUGUGGGUCUUCCUCGUGCUCAUCCAGAGAGUUAUCACUCCUACAUGUGGAACAACCUCUUCAAGCACAUCGAUAUCGAUCCCGCCAACGCGCACAUCCUGGACGGAAACGCAGACGACCUGGAAGCCGAGUGUCACGCCUACGAGCAGAAGAUCUCUAAGGCCGGAGGAAUCGAACUGUUUGUUGGAGGAAUUGGACCUGACGGCCACAUCGCCUUCAACGAGCCCGGCUCCAGCCUCGUCUCCAGGACCAGAGUGAAGACGCUGGCCAAGGACACCAUCGUGGCAAACGCCCGCUUCUUUGGGAACGACCUUUCCAAGGUUCCCACCAUGGCGCUGACUGUGGGCGUAGGAACGGUGAUGGACGCCAAGGAGGUGAUGAUCCUGAUCACCGGAGCUCAUAAAGCCUUUGCUCUGUACAAAGCCAUCGAGGAGGGAGUGAACCACAUGUGGACGGUGUCAGCAUUCCAGCAGCAUCCACGCACCAUCUUUGUCUGUGACGAGGACGCCACACUGGAGCUUCGAGUCAAAACUGUCAAAUAUUUCAAAGGUUUGAUGCACGUUCAUAAUAAACUGGUGGACCCGGUUUUGAGCAUGAAGAACCACAACAUGAGCGAAGUUGUUGGAUCCAACAGCACAGAUGGUUCAAGCUGAUCCACAUGGGAGGAGCUGCUUAUCUAGAGUUUUGUUUUCAUUCAGAUUGUUGCAUCAUCAAACCGUUUGGUUUUUAUUCUUUGGUUCGUUUAUCUGGCUGUUACAGAAUUUUUGCUCAAACAUUUUAUUCUUUAUUUUCUGACCUGAAUAAACAACAUUUUAAACUUC
This is a messenger RNA of Melanotaenia boesemani (Boeseman's rainbowfish), 1109 nucleotides long. Its product is annotated as glucosamine-6-phosphate isomerase 2. The coding region runs from base 69 to 941 and encodes 290 amino acids. Gene Ontology annotation, biological process: carbohydrate metabolic process; N-acetylneuraminate catabolic process; D-glucosamine catabolic process. Gene Ontology annotation, cellular component: cytoplasm. NCBI's taxonomy places the organism in Eukaryota, Metazoa, Chordata, Actinopteri, Atheriniformes, Melanotaeniidae. The record is from RefSeq and is a predicted model, not a curated record. Gene Ontology annotation, molecular function: glucosamine-6-phosphate deaminase activity; identical protein binding. The transcript is spliced from 7 exons.